Messenger RNA from Ornithodoros turicata, 1052 nucleotides. Its product is annotated as cuticle protein 16.8-like. The record is from RefSeq and is a predicted model, not a curated record. Gene Ontology annotation, cellular component: chitin-based extracellular matrix. The coding region runs from base 50 to 667 and encodes 205 amino acids. Lineage: Eukaryota; Metazoa; Arthropoda; Arachnida; Ixodida; Argasidae. Gene Ontology annotation, molecular function: structural constituent of chitin-based larval cuticle. The transcript is spliced from 3 exons.
GUUGUCUUUCUGAACGUCUGGAAAGAACUCUUCCGGUGGAGUCGUUGCAAUGCGUACGAAGACACUUCUGAUUUGCCUCAUUGGCUUCGUUGCUGCUCAGGACGACUACCCUCCUCAGCCAUACAGCUUCAGCUAUGAUAACACAGACGAAUAUGGCAAUCGCUUGGCCCAAUCCGAAACCGGCGACGAGAGGAACACCAAAACUGGAUCCUACAGCUUCCAAACAGCAGACGGUAUUUACCGAAAAGUGGACUACAUUGCCGACGAAAAUGGCUUCCGUGCAACUGUCAACACAAACGAACCAGGAACAAAGGCAGAGAAUCCCGCUGACGUGAUCUUCAACGCUAGCCCGUUGGGAAGCCCACCGACGCAAGCAGUACAAUCUGCUCCAGUUCAGAUUGCAGCACCAGUUACCACAGCUGUUGCUGCACGGCCUGUCCAUGUUGUAGCCACAGCUCCGGCAGUUCAUCCUGUGGCGGUUCACGCCGUGCAUGCUGUCCAUAGCCCUACUGUAGCCCUUCAUGCUGCUCCUGUAGCCGUUCAUGCUGUGCACGCUGCUGCUCCGGCUUACACCUUUGCCGCUCAGCAUGUCCCUACAGUAGCUGUCGCAGCAGCUCCUCACCAUGUGCCUGUGGCUUAUACUCUUGCGCAUCCUGGUAGGCGCUAAUAGUAAAGAUGGCUAAAAUGUUUGUUGCCAAGUACUCUCCGAGCUUUUUCACAGCUUUCUUGCACUACAGUAAUGCUUCACGUGAGCUAAGAGUGUCUCUCAAUUUGAAAGGCAGCAUCGCGUCUGGAUACCGCAUGCCACUUCAGUUUAUGGUCCGGUUCUGUUUGUCUUUGCUCCAGAUCGCGAGAUUUUCUUUCACGUUUCGUACCCAACUGCGUGAUUUGUUGUCCUCUUGAUUUUUGUUGUUCCGAUUACAUGAAUAUAUGUUUCAUAUCUCGAAGCUCUGUUUCCAGCCAUGUUUGCUAAAGCGUCAGGUCAUUGCUUAAUGUGUAUCUGUGUCUGCAUCUCUUUGUGUGCCGGUGAAUAAAAACGAGGAGAUAGAAUA